AUGCAAGUGGAUAACCAGGUCUCUCCAAGGAAAGUUCCAUAUUUCUGUUCCAUUCGUUAUGGAAUCGCUGUCUUCCUGCUCCUCUGUAAUGUUAUAAUAAUGUCACAGCGUGUGUGUAUGAGCCUCACAAUGAUAGCCAUGGUGAACAGCACAGAGCCACAUGGUUUGUCCAACACCUCCACAAAGGAGCUCCAGGAUAACAUAAAGAACCCUGUGUAUAACUGGAGCACUGAAAUCCAGGGGAUCAUGUUAAGUUCCAUCUUCUAUGGUGUACUCAUCAGCCAAAUUCCUGCAGGAUAUUUAUCUGGAAUAUACUCUUUAAAGAAAAUGAUUGGUUUUGCAUUACUUUUCAGCUCUCUAUUUACCCUGCUCCUCCCACUGGCAGCUGAAUUUGGAGAAAUUUUGGUCAUUAUAUGCCGAGUAAUCAAGGGAAUGUUCCAGGGGAUAACUUUAACAACUCAGCAAGUGAUAUGGAUCAAGUGGGCUCCUCCCUUGGAACUAGGCCGACUUACUGCUCUGAGUUUGUCAGGACUUCUACUAGGACCCUGCAUUGUCCUGCUUAUCACUGGAUUCAUCUGUGACUCCCUGGGAUGGCCCAUGGUCUUUUAUAUUUUUGGUGCUUGUGGCUGUGCCUUAAGUGUUCUCUGGUUCAUUCUGUUUUAUGAGGACCCAAAGGACCACCCAUAUAUAAGCAUCAGAGAGAAGGAAUACAUCACAUCCGCUCUCACCCAGCAGGUCAGCUCAAGUACACUCAUCAAAGUGCCCAUCAAAGCUAUGCUGAAAUCUACUCCACUCUGGGUCAUUUCCCUCUGUAAUUUUGCUUUUUUCUGGUCAAAUACCUUCCUGAGUAUUUAUACGCCAAUAUAUAUUGACUACAAGCUUCAUGUUGAUGUAAAAGAGAAUGGGCUGCUGUCUUCCCUCCCCCAUUUGUUUGCCUGGAUUUUUGGUGUCCUAGCAGGUUAUAUGGCAGACAUCUUCCAGACAAGGAAUACUUUCAGUCUAGUCACCAUCCGGAAACUCUUCACCUCACUAGGACUUCUCCUGCCUUCCCUCUUCAGCCUCUGCCUGCUUUACCUGAGUUCCAACUUCUAUGCCACUGUAAUUUUCCUGAUACUUGCUAAUUCAACAACAAGCUUUGCUAUGGGUGGACUAAUGAUAAACGUCUUGGAUAUCGCUCCUAGAUAUUAUGGAUUUCUUAGAGGAGUUACAAAUGUAAUUGGACUAACAGGAGGACUCAUUGCUUCCACUGUGACUGGAAUCAUCCUUAGUGAGGAUGCAGAAUCUCCCUGGCUUAAAAUCUUCCUCCUGAUGAUAGCCAAUAACAUGAUAAGCCUAAUCUUCUACCUUAUAUUUGCUAAAGCAGAAGUUCAAGACUGGGCUAAAGAAAGACAAAACACCUAUCUCUGA
Budorcas taxicolor (takin) is the source of this 1407-nucleotide messenger RNA. It is a transcript of the gene SLC17A1, whose product is annotated as solute carrier family 17 member 1. Gene Ontology annotation, molecular function: transmembrane transporter activity. The coding region runs from base 1 to 1407 and encodes 468 amino acids. The transcript has 11 exons. Gene Ontology annotation, biological process: transmembrane transport; monoatomic anion transport. NCBI's taxonomy places the organism in Eukaryota, Metazoa, Chordata, Mammalia, Artiodactyla, Bovidae. The record is from RefSeq and is a predicted model, not a curated record.